Messenger RNA from Stereum hirsutum FP-91666 SS1, 1011 nucleotides. RefSeq names its product alpha/beta-hydrolase. Gene Ontology annotation, molecular function: hydrolase activity. Lineage: Eukaryota; Fungi; Basidiomycota; Agaricomycetes; Russulales; Stereaceae. Bases 1 to 1011 code for a protein of 336 amino acids. The transcript is spliced from 4 exons. The record is from RefSeq and is a predicted model, not a curated record.
AUGUCCUACGUCCCCACUCCUACCGUAGAUGACCUCAGCAUCCUUUGUCCUGACCUUCGAGACUUUAUCGCAUCAUUUCCGAAAACAAUAGAGACUGCGACAAGUGCGCGGGCGGCAAUGAAAGCAAUGCGUAGCAUUCCCCCUCCUCGACCCUACGACAAUCCCAACUUAGAUCGACUAGACCUCCAGAUUUCGAGUCCAAACGCUUCUCUCGACCAACCACCGGUCACCGUAAGGAUAUGGAAACCAAAGAGCGGAGGCGAGAAAGAGCCACUUCCCUGUGUACUCUGGAUGCAUCACGGUGGCCUCUUCUCCGCGGGGCCUCGACGCUUGGACAACUUCUGCGGGAGGCUUGCGAUAGAGGCUCACGUAAUCGUCGUUUGUCCUGCUGUUCGUCAAACUCCACAAUACCAGUUCCCCGCUCCGCUCGAAGACGCGUACGAGACCUUCCGCUGGCUUGCAACGUCGCCUGAGAGUAGCGAACUUGGAGUAGACCAGAGGAAUCUAGCGCUGGCUGGGUCGUCCAUAGGAGGUACGAUGGCGGCUGGCAUGUGUCUUCGUUUGCGAGAUGAGGGCAACACGGAUGCCCUGAAACUCCUCAUUCUCGACGACGCCGCCGUGACAAACAUCCGGAGCACAUACUCCUCCACGUUCAACCCCAUAAACAGGAUCUGGAACGCAAACUUGACCAACUAUAUGUGGCAGUUCUACCUUCCUGCCGACGCAUUGACUCCGAAGGCUCAAGAAUACGCCGUUCCGGGACGAGCCAAGAAUUUGGCUGGCAUCGCUCCUCGUACACUGAUAUUAUGCGCCGAAUGGGACGACUUACGCGACGACCUGAUCAUCUUUGGAUCCCGAUUGCUUCAAGCUGGAGUGCCGACAGAGAUUCAUACGUACCGUGGGACAUUCCACGUUUCCGACAAGCUCAUUCCCAAUGCCAAGGCAAGUAUUCAGAAGCUGAGAGAUGUUGUAGAGGCCUUGAAAGCGGCGUUUUCUUCGAAAAGGCUUUGA